AUGUCUGGCUUGUGUCAUCUGCACUACGUCCCUGAGAGUCAAGGCCUGACUCUCGAUAUUUGGUCCGCCUACAAGUCUGUCGCGGAGACGACUUUGUGUGAGUGGGCAUGCAUACUGCAGCUUGGCCUUUAUGCUGCAGUGAUCUGGUACCUGUACUCAAGUCUGAAGUAUCGGAACGAUUCUGUUCUGUUCCGAGGCCUCGACGAUGAAUACAUCCAACCUGAUCAACAUUUGAAACGGAAAUGUCAGUCAUGGAAACAGUCUAUACCCAGAUGGGGUUUGCGCCCCUCUGGAGUACUUUAUGCCCUCGUGGCACCACCGUCCAUGCCCAGAGUAGGGUGUCGCCCAUCUGGAGUACUUUUUGCCCAUGGAGAGGCAUAUGUCAAUGUACAUCAACCAAGAAGAAUGUAUGUGGAGUUGCCAUCAGUUGAAAAGCCGCGUAGGAAGAUCACUGUGGAACUGCCGUCAGCGUACCCGUGGUGGUGCGGCAUUCGUCGAUAUCGUUACCCGCGUCAGUACCAUCUGAGACUUCGUAUCGCGCGCGUCAAAGGAGAUCCUAGGAAAAUACUCCGGCGACAACGGAAGGAAGGGGUUCGAGAGCAGAAGCAGGAAAGGAAGCGCCAAGAGAGGCGCCGCAAGGAAGAUUAUGAGAGCCGACGUCCUGAACGGCGCCGAAAGGGUGCUGCACAGGGUCGAAAGAAAACAAGGUUUCGUUUACUGAAGAAGUUAGUUCGCGCCAAGAGCCCUAAGGAGCAAGAUGUUCUCCAGAGGGAGCUGAAGAGUCUCAAGGAAGAGGAUUUCUGGGGAGAUUACGACGUCAAGCAACCUAGUCACUGGGAAAGUCCAAGCGAUGAGGAGUUGUUAGAAGACUACGAGCGGACCAAGAACCGAUAUUUGCACCACUCUUACCUCCAGUACGAAUCGCAGUAUGGGGUUGUUCUCGACGAGCUUCUUGCGGAUUUUCGUCCUAAUACCAAGCAUCACGCAAUGAAGGAUGUCCUCAGUUCGACAUUCCUUCAACCCGUUUCAUCCCUGCCAAGAGUCACUCAAGCACUUAUUGCAGCAGACGACCUCGUGUCCGAUGUGUCCUGUGCUGAUCGACUUCGCAGCGUCUACAUCAAUGUUGAUUCCAAGGGCGAACUACCAAUCGUCAUCGAUACCGGAGCAUCUUUCUCUCUGACUCCGAAUCUAGAAGAUUUUGUCACCAAGCCGAUUGCUUGUGGGACAAAAAGUCUGAAUGGUUUGUCCUCCAUAACUCCUGUGCUGGGUAUUGGAGAGGUGGAAUGGAAGAUCAGAGAUAUGCAUGGGACCAUCAAGUCGAUUCGCGUCAGUGCUUACUACGUUCCAGACACCAACAUCAGAUUGCUCUCGCCGCAGUCCUACUUUCAAGAGCACGGCAAGGGUGAGGUCUGUUUCGAUAGUUUUCAAGUCAAGAUGACGUUGCCUGAUGGCGACACCCUGUUCUUUCCGUACCAAGCGGGCAACAACCUGCCCAUGAUGCUUACGGCGAAUCGUCUUGUAGACGAGGCUGCACAUAUUAUCACCGACGAAGAAGAAGAAUUUUUGCCGGAAGACAUGAGCGUUUUUCUGAACGUUGCUCAUGAAAACAAUGCGAAUCUUACCAAGGCUGAGAAGAAGUUGCUUCUCUGGCAUGCGAAGACAGGUCACGCGAAUAUGAACUGGCUUCUGAAACUCUGCAAGUGGACCAAGACGGAGGGACAUCCAGUGAUGGGACCUUUACCUGCCAAGAAAGACGAGUUCAAGUCUUGCAAAAGUCCCAAGUGUGCUGUCUGUCAACUUGCGAAACAGCGUCGCCGCAGUCCACGAUCCGAUGCUGCUCAACAACAACCUGGCUCGAAGACGGGCAAACAACGAAAAGAAAAGGAAAUGAUGGUCGAUAACCUCAAGCCAGGCGACAAGGUCUCGAUUGACCAAUAUCUCUCGGCUGUCCCUGGUCGACUUGCGCAUACUUUUGGCGAGGAGAAGACUUCCAAGCAAUAUGUUGGCGGGACCCUGUUCGUGGACCAUGCCACCGGUUUCGUCCACGCGAAACACCAGACUUCGACUGGCACGAGAGAGACAGUCAAGAGCAAACAUUCGUUUGAGAGUGAAGUUGGUGAAUACGGACACAAGGUCAAGUCUUACCGUGCUGACAACCACCCUUUCAGCUCGAAAGGAUUCUUGGAUGAUAUCGAGUCGCACAAGCAGACUAUUGAUUACUCUGCAGUCGGAGCUAAACAUCAGAAUGGAGUUGCCGAAAGAGCAAUCCAAACUAUCACCACCUGGGCUCGUGCCAUGCUUCUUCAUCAAAUGUUGCAUUGGCCAGACGAAGCCGAUCACAAGUUGUGGCCUUUUGCUAUGGAUCAUGCAGUCUAUUUGUGGAACCAUCUACCACGCGAAGAUACCAAGCAAGCGCCAAUCGAGCUCAUGGGAGGGGCUAAGAUCGACCAUCACCAAUGGUUCAAACGUCUCCAUGUCUGGGGAUCACCGGUGUAUGUGUUGGAUCCGAGAUUGCAGGACGGGAAGAAGAUUCCAAAAUGGGAUGUUCGGGCGCGGCGUGGCAUGUAUGUCGGCGUUUCCCCAACUCAUUCUUCACUUGUGAGCCGUGUCUUGAAUCUCCAGACAGGCUAUGUCAGUCCGCAGUAUCAUGUUGUGAUUGAUGACCUUUUCACGACAGUUCCAAAUGCCGAUCAAGGAGGUCUGUUUGAUGUUGCCGAGUUUGAUGCAACGACUUGGCAGAGUCUCGUGGAAACUGGUUACGAAAAGCAUUUGGACGAGGAGGGUUUGGCGAGUGGAAGUCGCCAUGAUCGCAGAAAACGUCCUACUUUGGCGAACGAAUGGCUCAAUCCCGUUGAGAAACGUGCUCGCAAGUCGCGCCGGGCGGCUUGCGAGGCGCAGGGAGGAAAUAUUGACGCUGAAGACAACCCCGCAUCUGCGCCGCCCAAUCCUCCAAGUCACGAUGAUUUGAACGACGACGAUUCCGAUGGAGAACCAGCGAUUCAUUCAGACGACGAGCAGUCUGUGGUUGAAGGUCAUGAGGCCAAAGAUGAAGAUCCAGGAGAGGAGUCGGAAUCAGAGGGAGCUGCUGCUCCAUCACUACCGACAUCACGUGUUCGCAAGAAAAACCCCAAGUACUUCGGGGAUGACUUUGCAAAUGUUGCCGAGCUAGGCAAGAAGAAGAUCCGACAUUCUGCCUUGGAUCGACAAUUCUUUGCUAAUUUGAAGUGGGCGGAGGCCAUCAACACUAUCAAGGGCGACAACUUUGGUCGAAUGUGGCGAGCCGCAUGUGAGCCGUACCACGACCACGACACGGGGCUCCAGGACGACCUGCAUCCCAUGAUUCUCGCUGCGAAAGCAAACAGUGAAGACAACCCAAACUGGAAUGAAGCAAUGAAUGGACCUCUACGACAAGGGUAUUGGAAGGCAGCGGAAGACGAAAUUGAGGCUCUCAAGAAGAAGGAGUCCUGGGAUGUCGUUGAUCGCACUGAAGGCAUGAAUGUUCUACCUUCCACGUGGGCGUUCAAGUGCAAAAGGUACCCGGACGGAAGUGUCCGAAAACUCAAGGCAAGAUUUUGUGUUCGUGGCGAUCGACAAAUCCAAGACGUCGACUUCCACGAAACAUGGGCACCUGUGGUCAACUGGAACACAGUGCGCCUCAUGCUGAUUCUUUCUCAAGUCCUUGGCCUCUCUACGAAGCAAGUUGAUUACACUACGGCGUUCCUACAUGCGCCAAUCGAGGAAGAAGUCUAUGUCGCGAUGCCUCGCGGGUUCUCGGAACCCAACAAGGUAUUGAAACUCAAACGAUGUCUCUAUGGAUUAAAACAAAGCCCCAGAAAUUUCUUUCAAUUCCUGCAGUCUAAUUUGGAGGACAUUGGAUUCGAGCCUCAAACCGAAGUCGAUCCAUGUCUUUUCAUCUCGAAAAACUGCAUCUGUCUUGUCUAUGUUGAUGACACUUUGUUCUUCUCACCUGAACAGAAGUAUAUCGAUGAAGCCAUCGCCAAGCUGAGAGAAAAAGGAAUGGAGCUAGAAGAAGAGGCGUCUGUUGCUGGUUUUCUGGGCGUACACAUCGAACGCAAUGAAGAAACUGGAGCUAUCACCUUGACUCAGAAAGGUCUGAUCAAGCGUAUUGUCGAUGCUCUUGGUGUCCAGAAGACAUCACCUACACCAGCUCACGUUGAUCCAUUGGCGAUCGAUGCGGAGGGAGAUCUACCUGAUGGUUUGUACAACUACGCCUCAGUUGUUGGAAUGCUCCUGUAUCUGUCUGGACACAGUCGUCCAGAUAUUUGUUUUGCAGUUUCUCAAGUCGCACGAUUCAUCCACGGGAAUCGACGCAGUCACGAAGUAGCGAUCGAACGAAUCGGACAGUAUUUGAAGGGCACGAUGGACAAAGGUUUGAUCCUUACUCCAAGAGAGGACUUUGAUAUUGACUGCUACGUCGAUGCUGACUUCGCGGGUCUAUGGAACGUCGAGGAACAUACGAAUCCUGAGUCUGUACGAAGCAGAGCAGGAUAUGCAAUCUGUAUCUGUGGCUGUCCGAUCAUUUGGAAGAGUCAAUUGAUGCGACCUAUUGCAGCUUCUACUAUGGAAGCGGAGUAUAAUGCUCUCGCUUUAUCUAUGAGGGACGUGCUACCCUUGCAGGAACUAUUCAAGACGAUUGGCCACGCUGUUGGAAUCGGCAAGGAGUUCUGCACUCAAUUCAGCACAACUAUUCAUGAAGACAACCAAGGUGCCCAGAAGUUGGCAUGUAUGGAACCAGGCCAUCAUACUCCAAGGUCGAAGAGUUUUUGGGUCCGGUCCCAUUGGUUUCGGCAGUACUUGAAGCCGACACGCACUAAAGUGGUCUACAUCAAAACCAACCUACAGAAGGCUGAUAUACUUACCAAAGGUCUUACCAAGGACAAGUUUCUUCGAUGCAGAAAGCUACUCUGCGGCUGGUAA
Cylindrotheca closterium is the source of this 4938-nucleotide messenger RNA. The record is from the annotation of a GenBank genome assembly. Lineage: Eukaryota; Bacillariophyta; Bacillariophyceae; Bacillariales; Bacillariaceae.